Messenger RNA from Urocitellus parryii (Arctic ground squirrel), 1909 nucleotides. It is a transcript of the gene Bin2, whose product is annotated as bridging integrator 2. Gene Ontology annotation, biological process: podosome assembly; phagocytosis, engulfment; plasma membrane tubulation. Gene Ontology annotation, molecular function: phospholipid binding; protein binding. Gene Ontology annotation, cellular component: plasma membrane; cytoplasm; podosome. Lineage: Eukaryota; Metazoa; Chordata; Mammalia; Rodentia; Sciuridae. The record is from RefSeq and is a predicted model, not a curated record.
UCCCGGGGCCUCUGGAAACCACAGCGAGCUGGGCCAGCCGCCCCUGAGCGGCAGGAUGGCCGAGGGCAAGGCGAGCGGCGCCGCCGGCCUCUUCGCCAAGCAGGUGCAGAAGAAGUUCAGCAGGGCCCAGGAGAAGGUCCUACAAAAAUUGGGGAAAACUGUAGAAACCAAAGAUGAGCGAUUUGAACAAAGUGCCAGCAACUUCUAUCAACAACAGGCAGAAGGCUACAAGCUCUACAAGGACCUGAAGAACUUCCUUAGUGCAGUCAAAGUGAUGCAUGAAAGUUCAAAAAGAGUGUCAGAAACCCUGCAAGAAAUCUACAGCAGUGAAUGGGAUGGUCAUGAGGAGCUGAAGGACAUUGUAGGGAAUAAUGAUCUCCUUUGGGAAGACUAUGAAGAGAAACUGGCUGACCAGGCUUUGAGGACCAUGGAAAACUAUGUAGCCCAGUUCAACGAGAUUAAGGAAAGAAUUGCCAAGAGGGGUCGAAAACUUGUGGACUAUGAUAGUGCCCGUCACCACCUAGAGGCCAUACAGAAUGCUAAGAAGAGAGAUGAGGCCAAGACUGCCAAGGCUGAGGAAGAGUUCAACAAAGCCCAGAGUGUGUUUGAAGACCUAAACCAGGAACUACUGGAGGAGCUGCCUAUUCUUUUUAAUAGUCGUAUUGGCUGUUAUGUGACCAUCUUCCAAAACAUUUCCAACCUGAGGGAUGUCUUCUACAGGGAGAUGAGCAAGUUGAACUACAAUCUCUACGAGGUGAUGAGCAAACUGGAGAAGCAACAUUCCAACAAAGUCUUUGUGGUGAAGGGACUAUCAAGCAGUGGCAGGUGCUCUUUAGUCAUCUCUCCCCCAGUUCGAACAUCUACAGUCUCCAGCCCUCUUACCUCACCCACCAGCCCCUCUUCACAUUCCUUGACAAGUGAGACUGAAUCUAUCUCAGCAACUGAAGAAGAGUUGACACCUGAUGCAGCCCAAGGAGAAGAUGAUUAUAAGAUCAAAGAAGAAUCCUUAAAAGACAAGGAAAUAGAGGAGGGAGAGUCUGAACCAAGCUCCCCUGAGAAGGAAGAGCCUCUACCAGCCUGUAAUGGCCCAAUCCAGGGCCAGCCCACACCCACCAUUGACAGUGACAAGUGCCAGGAGGAAGUUCUCCCUAGCGUCCCAGCUCCAGCAUCAGAGAAAUCCCUGAACCCUUCAAAGCAACCAUCCUCUCUUCCAGAAGUAGUCCUACGAACCCGCACCUUAAGUGAAGAAUCUGAACAACCAAAGAAAAGAGCUUCUAUCCAUAGGAUCUCAGCACCUCCUUGUAGGCCUCCCCCACCCAGAGCCUCUCCAAGCCCCAGGCCCGCCUCAGGGAACAUACCCUCUAGUCCUCCAGCCUUUGGAGGGGGUUCACCUUCUAGCCCCAGGGCCCUCUUGGGGACUGGGACUCCAAGUCCUAGGGCCUCCUUAGCAGCCUCUCCUGAUCCAGAACCACCAGAGAAGCCAUUAAGAACUCCUGAAGCCAGAGAAAAGGAAAACUCUCACAAUCUGAACCCAGAAGAACUUUGUACUUCCCCCACCUUGCACACCUCCCAGGUUUUUUCAGGGCCUGGAGAGGUGGAGAAGAUGGAAGACAAAGAAGAAGACAAUGAACUUAUCUCAGCCAGCUCUCUUGAGGCCCAAGGCCCUCAACUCCAUGUCUCUGCACUUCCAGGAGAAAAUAUCACAGCACCUGAGCCUCAAGAAGAGAUAUCUGUAAGUCAAACUGCACAACUCUGAAGAGAAACUGCCAAGACCUCCUCUAUACAUGUCUCCCCAGAGGAACUCCUUAACCAAAGGGGAUAGGUCAAGGGGUAUAACGCCACAUUCACUUCUAGGUGCUCAGGCAGUGUGGAUGCUGGUCAUCUCCAAGACCUGGCAUUAAUGGAUGCU